AGGAUCAUGUAUCGUUCGGGUUUCAAGGAGCUUUCCAGUGUGGGGCCUCGGCAAAGAAUACGGUAUGCCGAACUAUCAUUGAUGAGAAUUCGACCAUUGCAAAUAUUUUGUCAACGAUUCUCUCAGAAGACACCGCGGAAGUCGAAAUAUCAAAGCAGCCGGCUGGUGAAAACGUCAUGUACAACACAUGUCUAAUCGUGGAAGAAGAUUCUGAAGCUGCGGAUGCAGAGCAAGAUUCCGCAGCGCUAGCUACUCUUUCACAUGAGCAGCGCGAUGUCAUUGUUGGUGUACGAGUGUGUCUCGGUUCUUUUAAUGUGCUCCUCGAGGGGCGAAACGGAAAACUAAGUCGAUCUCAGCUGUCAAACAUUGCUGGGACUUUGGAUGCAGUACUCAGCCAAAUCUGCACCAGACCCGACAGCAGAAUCUCUUCUCUAGAUUUCUUGAGCGGCAGAGACAGAGAACAAAUCAGGCACUGGAAUAGUACGCCUCUCGAAGAGGUGGAGAGGUGUAUUCAUGAAGUCAUUCAUGAUAAUGUGUUAGCUAACCCCGAUGCGGAAGCGAUCUGCUUCAUUGACGGUUCCAUCUCAUACCUGGACCUCGAUCAAAAGUCAGACAGACUUGCAGCUCAUCUCGUCGACUCCGGCAUGUGUGAGGGCGAUUUUGUUCCCCUCUGCUUCGACAAAUCCCCAUGGAAUGUCGUAGCGAUGCUUGCGGUGAUGAAAGCCGGUGGAGCUUUCAGUCCCCUGGACCCAGCGGCGCCUAUCGAUCGAAUCCAAAUGCUAGCUAACAAACUCAAGGCGAAGACUAUCCUCUGCUCAGAAAGAUAUACAGGAAUGCUCCGGGAUAGCAACUGUGUCCUUGUUCCCGUGGACCAACUGAAAAUCGACAGCCUACCAGGGAGCAAACAAUCCCUCCCGAAGGUCAACAAUACCGCUUUAGCUUAUCUCAUCUGGACAUCCGGAACAACCGGAGAGCCUAAGGGAACAAUGAUCCAACAUCAAUCUUAUUGCUCAGGAGCCAAAGCCCAUGGACCGGCAAUGCUGAUCACUGCAGAGUCACGUGUACUGCAAUUUGCCGCCCACACGUUCGAUGCCAGCUUGGUCGAAAUCCUUACCACCCUAAUGGCCGGCGGUGUGAUCUGUAUCCCAAGCGAAGAGGAUAGAUUGAAUGAUACGGCCACAACAAUUAAUCAACUCCGAGUCAAUUGGGCGGUUUUGACCCCCUCGUUCAUCGACUUCAUCAGCCCUAACGACGUCCCAGGACUCAAAACUCUGGUUUUGGCUGGCGAGGCAAUGAACAGAAGUCAUCUAGAACGCUGGUCACAUAUCAAUUUGGUUAAUGGAUAUGGCCCGAGUGAGGCAUCUGUCGCAGCAGUUGUCAACUCCUCUGUUACUGCUUCGACAUCCCCGACAAAUAUCGGCUUUGCAACUGGCGUUCACGCCUGGGUGGUCGACGCGACGAACCAUGAGAAACUGGUGCCUAUCGGUAGCAUUGGGGAGCUUGUGAUCCAAGGUCCGAGCGUGGCCCUUGGCUAUCACAACGAUACUGAUAGGACUGCAUUUGCAUUCCUAGACACUGCUUCAUGGUUGCAGAGUAAGGAAGUCGGACAGUGGCGCUUGUACAAGACUGGCGACCUAGUCCGGCAAAAUCUCGACAGAACACUUGAGUUUGCUGGUCGGAAGGAUACGCAAGUCAAAGUACACGGUCAGCGCGUCGAACUGGGCGAAAUAGAGCAUCACCUCACAGCACACGCACUGGUGUCUAAUGGAGCUGUCCUAUUUCCAAAAUUGGGUAUCUUCAAGGAUAGGCUGAUAGCAGUGCUGAGCCUAUCGAAUACAACAACAGCCCGCGAUAGGAUCGAACCACUCAAGAUAAUCAAUGAGAUAUCGGAUGAGAGGAAGGUCAUCCGAAACUCGUUAAUGGCACACCUCCCCAUCCACAUGGUCCCGACUUUGUUAGUCCUCGUUGAAAGCCUUCCAUUCUUGGCAUCGGGGAAAAUUGAUCGUAAGGCUAUCGCCAGCUGGACUGAGAGUAUGGAUGAUGAAACCUACCGCCAGGUUGUCGAACUGCCGACUUCCAAGAACAACAGUGGAAAUCUGGCUCUUAUUGCUUCAUCUGAAAUGGAGACCACAUUGAGAGACAGCUGGAGUCACGUGCUUAAUCUCCCUUCCGAUUCGAUUCCCUUUGACCGCUCAUUCAUGAGCCUGGGUGGAGAUAGUAUCACGGCCAUGCAGGUCAGAGGAUAUUGCGCGAAGCAGAGUAUCGAUGUUGGAGUGCAAGAAAUUCUUCGGAGCAAGUCUAUCACUGUCCUGGCCCAGUAUGCCAGAGUGCUUGAACGCAAGUCCCACCAUGAGGAGAUCCUCGAACGGCCCUUCGAGCUCUCUCCAAUCCAGAAGAUGUACUUUAUGCUUCCACAUCAAGGGAGGGGCCAUUUCAAUCAAAGCUUCUUCCUUCGCGUCACUCAAAAAAUCACAAAGUCCGAGCUAGGACUUGCACUUGAGACGAUUGUUUGGCGCCACUCGAUGCUUCGAGCCCGCUUCAAUAGGCCAGAAGGAGAUGGGUCGUGGCAGCAACGCAUCACUAGCGAUAUUUCUGCAUCUUAUCGUUUGAAAGAACACGAGUUGAGCGAUGCCAAACAGAGAGACUUAGCUAUAGCCAAUAGUCAAGUCUGUCUGGACGUCGUGUCCGGGCCCGUAUUUGCAGCAGAUCUGUUCAAUGAUCCGAAGCGAGAUGGCAGCGAACAGCUCUUAUUUCUAGUUGGCCAUCAUCUUGUCAUUGAUCUAGUCUCCUGGCGUGUGAUUCUCGAGGAUCUCGAGGAGUUACUCCUGAGAUUCGGGACAUCUUCCGUUGAGAAGCCUACUUCGUUCCAAGCCUGGUGCCAGAUGCAGUUGGACCAGUCCCAAACAGUGGCUAUCGAUAACACUUUCCCGUUCAUUGACAUUCGACAGGGUGACUUCGAGUACUGGGGCAUGUCAGGACAUCCUAACACGUACGGCCAAGUCGCAUGUGAGGGAUUCGAUGUUGAUCAGGAAACAACAUCCGUUCUGCUGAAUCAGUGUCACGUAGCUCUUCGUACAGAAACUGUUGAUGUUCUCAUCGCAUCCCUCAUAUACUCAUUUGGCAACACCUUCGAAGACCGACAAUUGCCAGCUAUCUUCAACGAAGGCCACGGACGUGAACCAUCUGGAAUGGCUGUGGAUCUCUCCCGAACUGUUGGAUGGUUUACCGUGAUGUACCCAAUUCAUAUUGGCAAUUUUCAUAGUCAAAUCGAUACUCUGAAGCUGGUGAAAGAUUUCCGGCGCAGGGUUUCGGAUAAUGGCAGACUGUACUUCGCAAGUCGGUGCCUGACAGAGGAAGGUGGCCAAAGAUUUCAGCAACAUUGGCCGCUUGAAGUUACUUUCAAUUACUUGGGGCAAUACCAGCAGCUCGAGCGGAAAGGCGCUCUUUUACAGCCAGUGGGUACCAUGGCCGGUGAGACUCGAGGUGCUGGUGGCACAGCAGAUGUUGGACAGAACGCUCCACGAUUUGGUCUCUUCGAGAUCUCUGCGGUCAUCGCACAAGGGAAGCUUCGAUUCGCAUUCACCUUCAAUCACCAGAUGAAGCAUCAAGAAAAGAUCCGACAUUGGAUUUCUGGGUGUCGCGAGACCCUUUGUCAAAUGGUCAAGUCGCUUUCCGAACGAGAGCCAGAAGCAACUCCCGGCGACUUUCCCCUUCUGUCACUUGCUUACGACCAGCUCGAAGUUCUUACCAGAGACAAGUUGCCCACGCUUGGCAUAUCCAACAUUGACAAUAUUGAGGAUAUUUAUCCUUGCUCUUCAAUGCAAGAAGGUAUCCUAAUUAGUCAAGCCAAGAGUUCUUCAUUCUAUGCUGUACAGGUCGUUCAUCGCCUCAAAGAUCGGUCAGAUGCUCCAGCAGAUGCCAACAAGCUCGCAAGAGCUUGGCAGCAAGUUGUCGAUCGACACCCACCCCUCCGGACUGUUUUUAUUCAGAGUGUUACCAAUGAUGACGGAUUGUACGACCAGGUCGUUUUGAAGAAAGUUGCUGCCAGUAUCUGCCAUGUAGACUGUAGCACUGGGCGAUAUGCUCUCCAUGUCUUGGAGAAACAAGAUCCAAGUCUUUACAGGGAAAAUGGUCAUCCUCCGCACAAAUUCACUAUCUGCAAGACAUCUGACGGAGAAGUUCUUUGCAAGUUGGAAAUCAGCCAUGCGAUCAUGGACGGCACAUCGAUGUCAAUCAUCUUUCGCGACCUCGCCGCUGCAUAUCAAGGGGGACUGUGUGCUGUACCAGGGCCCUUGUACAGCAACUACAUUGCACACCUUCAGAACCAACCCUACGAGGCCAGUGCUGAUUAUUGGAAGAAUUAUCUCCAAAAUGCCGAGCCUUCAGUGUUUCCUAUCCUGAAUGAUGGCGUGUCCUCAAAGUCAGAACUUCACUCUUUACGUCUGAGCUUGAAAGACUCAGACUUCAUUCAACUGCAACAGUUUUGUAAAGAUAGGUCAUUGACACUCUCCAAUAUACUCCAUACCGCAUGGGCGCUCACGCUCCGUUGUUAUACAGCUUCGGAUGAUGUAUGCUUUGGAUAUCUGUCUAGUGGAAGAGAUGCCCCUAUUCCUGGGAUUGAGGAUGCUGUCGGACCGUUCAUCAAUACUCUGGUCUGUAGAGUUAGUAUCGUGCCCUCUAAUCGACUCGAGACAGUCCUGGAUCGAGUCCAGAAAGACCAUGUAGAGAGUCUCCCGCACAGGACCUUAUCGCUGGCCGAAGUUCAGCACAGUUUGCUGCUUUCCGGAAGCGCUCUUUUCAACACCGCAUUGUCUUACCGAAAACUACCAACGCAAUCCGCUGAAGAGAAUGUAGUGUCAUUCCAAGAAGUAGUCCCCACCUAUGAUCCGACAGAAUAUCCGCUUUCCAUCAACAUCGAAGCAUCAGACAGUAACGCGGCGAUUGACCUGGACUAUUGGACGGACUACAUAUCAGAUGGACAGGCGGGCAACAUCGGGGAAGUGUUCUUGAAGGCCAUUGAAAACAUUGUUCACAAUUCCAAGUUACCUGUGGAGCAGCUUGAUCACUUCAACGAGAAGCACUCUGAACAGAUCUGCAAUGUUUGGAACUCCAGUAUACCACAGAGUAUAGACGAUUGUGUGCACAGAGUCAUCGAGAGCCAGGUACUGGAGCAACCCCAAGCCCCGGCAAUUUGUUCCUGGGAUUGCGAGCUCACUUACGCCGAACUUGACGCACUCUCGAAUCGUUUGGCAUAUUACCUGAUUUCUUCGAUGGACAUUGGUCCUGAGAUGUAUGUGCCUACAUGCUUCGAUAAAUCCGCAUGGACGGUCGUUGCUAUGCUCUCGGUUCUCAAAGCAGGAGGCGCAGCGGUUCCUUUGGAUGCGACACAUCCCCAAGCAGCACUUGAACUGAGAGUAAAAGACACCCGAGCAAAGGUUGUUCUGACAUCUCCUUCUAGAUUAGGACUGUUUCAAGACAUGAACGUCAACGCAUUGGCAAUCGAUGAGCAGUUCGUACACAGUCUGCCCGACAAGUCCCUCCCAACAGCCACAUCAGUCCAGCCCAGCAACCCUGCUUUUGUCAUUUACACUUCCGGCUCGACUGGCUUGCCAAAGGGUGUUGUACUUGAGCAUCAAGCUAUUGUCACAAGUGGCCACGCUACUGGCACUGCAUAUCAACUCGAUCGGAAAUCUAGAGUUUUGCAAUUCGCUUCAUAUACUUUCGACAACAGUCUGGAAGAAAUGUUCAUAACCCUCAUGAGGGGUGGCUGUGUCUGUAUUCCAUCCGAGCACGAUCGCGUCAAUGACCUGGCCGGCGCCAUCAAUAGACUCAAUGUCAAUUUCAUGGAUAUCACUCCCACAGUAGCCAGCUUCCUUAAUCCAUCAGACAUUCCGACGGUAAAGGGUCUUUCCCUAGGUGGCGAGCCUCUGACUAAAGAGAACAUUGAUACGUGGGGACAAGAGAUCUCUCUCCAUUGUUGUUACGGUCCAUCGGAGUGCUCGAUCAACAGUUCCUGGAAUGGGGACUUGCUGGCCUCUUCUGAGGCGACCAAUAUCGGCAGAUCGAUUGGAAGCGUAUCGUGGAUUGUAGAUCCAUCAAAUCAUGAUAAGCUCAUGCCAAUCGGCUGUGUUGGCGAGCUGCUGAUCGAGGGUCCUAUCCUCGCUCGUGAGUACCUCAAUGACCCAGAAAAAACUUCGAAGGCAUUCAUCAUCAACCCUGCGUGGGUGGCUGAAGGAUAUCAUCGGCUGUACAAGACAGGUGAUCUAGCAAGAUACAAUUCGAAUGGCACAAUCACUUACCUUGGCCGGAAAGACUUUCAAAUCAAGCUCAAUGGGCAGCGUAUCGAAUUGGGCGAGAUUGAACAUCACGUCAAAUCCAAUGUCUUACCUGGUAUCAAUUCUGCAGUUGAGCUUGUCACACUCAGUGGCAGCCGGAAAGCUCUCGCCGCUUUCCUUUGCAUCGAGAACUCCAAAUCAGUGUCCGAAAUGGACUCUCUUCUACUACCAAUGUCAGCCGAUGUCAGAACAUCUGCAGCUGCGCUACAGGCGGCUAUCGCUGCUCUGAUCCCCAGUUAUAUGGUACCCACCUUGUAUAUCCCAGUGAAGAGAAUGCCCAUGACCUCUUCUGGCAAGCUUGACCGCCGAAGCCUACGAGACGUAUGCCGAUCACUGUCUGAAACAGAAGCCACACAGUACAGGCUGGCUCAAAGGUCUAGUUCUCGACCAUCAACGGCAAUGGAAAAGACUUUGGCAACGCUUUGGGAAUCAGUACUGAAUUUGGAGCGGGACACUAUUGGCGCAGAUGAUAAUUUCUUCCGGAUGUCAGGGGAUUCAAUUGGCGCCAUGAAACUGAUCACCGCCGCUCGAGCAAAAGGAAUCACACUUACGGUUGCCAGUAUAUUCCAAAAACCUAAGCUUUCCGAUCUGGCCUUGGACGCGAAGUCGAUGGUCGGCGGGGGUGCCUCUGCAAUGGAGAGUGAGGUGAAGCCAUUCGAUUUGGUCUCUCAGAAAAUACCUCUGGCAGAACUUAUCGUGGAAGUAUCCUCUCACUGUCUUGUGGAUCCCAAGCUCAUCGAAGAUAUAUACCCGUGCACCGCAAUUCAAGAAGGCCUCAUAGCUUUGUCGAACAAAGACCCCGGAGCUUAUGUGGCCCAGAACAUCUACAAAUUGCCGGCAGACAUCGACUUUGACAGAUUUCGAGCGGCAUGGCAAAUGGUCUUUGAUAUUGAGUUCAUUCUGAGAACGCGAAUUGUGUUCACUGAGUCUUCGGGAUUUCUGCAAGUAGUGGUUCGUGAGCCUCUUGCCUGGCACGUUGCUGCCACUCUCGAAGACGUUCUUCUUGAUAAACGACAGCUACCUUCACACAACGGCGGAACUCUUGCAAGCUAUACGAUGGUCAAAGACACGGGUCAUUUCGUGUGGACUGCGCAUCAUGCUAUCUACGAUGGAUGGUCGUUACCAAUCCUACUCGAGAGGGUGGAAGCAUGCUACAACAAUGUUUCACCCCCAGACACAAAACUUGGCAGAGGAUAUCCUAGAUUCAUCAAAUAUCUUGCUGGGGUGGAUAAUGCAACUAUUGAUGCUUUCUGGUUGAGCAAGCUAUCUGCUACCACAGCAGCGCAAUUUCCUGCCCUGCCACACCCGGCAUACCAAGUUCAAGCCACAAGCGUCUCAUCACAUACCGUGCAGGUGACUCGCAAUUCGGGUUCCAGCAUCACUUUACCGUCAGUCAUCAGAGCUGCCUGGGCGUUGCUUCUCGCGGCAUACUCUGGAAACUCUGAAGAUGUCGUGUUUGGAGAAACUCUCACUGGGCGAGAUGCUCCAGUUCACGACAUCGAGCAGAUCGUUGGACCGACACUCGCGACUAUUCCUACCCGCAUCCGAAUCAAUUGCGAGAUGACAAUUUGCGAAUUUCUGGAAGAAGUUCAAUCGUCCUCCGCUGAAGCAAUUCCCUACCAAUAUGCUGGACUACAACGCAUCAAGCAUGUCAGCCAAGAUGCAGCUGUCGCGUGUGGCUUCCAGAAUCUGCUCGCUAUUCAUCACAACGCUAACGAAUCUUCGACUGGGAUCUGGAAUCUGACGAGCUCAGGUACCGCAGGAACUAAUUUCUAUUCGUAUUCAUUGACAGUCUCUUGCCAAAUUUUGGCCGAAAGCGUGGAGUUUGAGGCUCAUUUUGACCAUGAUAGCAUUUCUACAUGGCUUGUAGAGAGACUUUUGGUCCAAUUCGGGUUUAUUCUUCGAAAGCUUCUUUCUCCAAGUAGCCAAAAUAUCAAGCUUUACGACAUCCAGACCCUGAAUCCAAUGGACGAAGAAAUGAUCAAAUCCUGGAACAGCCAGCCUCUUACUGUCGCUGAAGAUUGUAUUCACAGCCUGAUCGAGCGACAAGUCCUCAAGCAGCCGGCAUCAAAAAUCGCUGUACAUGGCUGGAAUUCCAGCUUUACCUAUCCAGAGCUGGACAGUAUUUCAACCCAAUUAGCGAGACACUUGGUUCAUCAUGGAGUCCAGAAUUCGCUCGUACCAAUAUGUUUUGAGAAGUCUGCUUGGACUGUUGUCGCGAUGCUUGCGAUCCUCAAGUCAGGGGCUGCUUUUGUACCCUUGGAUCCAGCAGCCCCCAUUUCCAGACUUCGAGGUAUUGUUGAGGAUACGGAGGCGAACUUGCUUAUUUGUUCUCCCUCAUUCGCCGAGGUUUGCCAAAAUAUAUCAUCUCAUGUGAUUGUUGUGGAUAGUCACUUGAUCGCCGGACUGUGUUCAAAGGAGGAUACACUUCCCUCCGUCAGCCCACAAGACCCCUGCUACGUCAUAUUUACAUCCGGAACCACGGGGAAGCCAAAGGGAACUAUCCUGCAACAUGCCGCAUUCUGUUCUGGUGCUGCCGCUCAUGGUCCAGCUCUCGGCAUCACUUCAGAUUCGCGAGUGCUUCAGUUUGCAAGCUACACGUUUGACGCAAGCUUGUUGGAGAUUCUGACUACCCUGACUUUAGGUGGAUGUGUUUGCAUUCCGGACGAAGAUGAGAGAUUGAACAACAUCACCGGCGUCAUCAACAGAAUGGAAAUCACUUGGACCCUUUUGACGCCUUCAUUUAUCCAGCUCGUGCAACCUUCCGACAUUCCAAAUUUGAAGACUCUUGUACUUGGUGGAGAAGCUAUGUCGCAAUCGCACAUCACGACGUGGGCUGAUAAGCUCGAACUUAUCAAUGCCUAUGGGCCGUCCGAGGCUGCAGUUGUCGCAGCAGCGAACUCUCAGAUGAAUCUAACAACACUUCCCAAUAACAUGGGCCGAGCUGUAGGUGGCCGCUCGUGGGUUGUGGAUAUCAUCAAUUGGAAUCGUUUAAGUCCCGUGGGAGCGGUCGGCGAGUUGGUGAUUGAGGGACCAAUUUUAGCGAAUGGAUAUCUCAAGAACGAUAUCAAGACGAAGGAAGUGUUCAUUGAAGACCCCGCUUGGUCUCGGAAUAAUGAUCAUGUCCACCGACGAAUGUAUCGCACUGGUGAUCUGGUCAAAUAUACAGCAGAAGGUCAACUCCUCUUCUGUGGACGCAAGGACACGCAAACCAAAAUACAUGGACAGAGAAUAGAGCUAAGCGAGGUGGAGCAUCACCUUAGAGAAGAUCUUUCAAUAAGGCAUGUUCUCGCUUCCGUUCCCCAUGCAGGCUUUUGCACAGGCCGUCUCGUGGUUGCUCUGUCGCUUCAAGAAUCUUCGGCUUCGGCCAUCGCUCCUGGCGCCUUCAAGACUGUUGUCAACGAAGCAACAAAGUUCUCUGUGGCUGCUGUCAAGGAUCGACUGUGUGUGCAUUUGCCAUCUUAUAUGGUACCUUCUUCUUGGGUUGUCUUGGAAUCCCUACCUUUGCAACCAUCGGGGAAGCUUGACCGACGCAGGAUAGAGCAAUAUUUGGAAACCAUGGACUCGCACACAUUCGAACAGAUUUCUGACGUAGCUGGCACGGAUCAAGAGAUCCAAGUCAAUCCAGUAGAGCGCCAGCUGCAAGAAAUUCUGGGCAUGGUUUUGAAUCUACCGCCACGGCAAAUCGGCCUACAUCAGUCGUUCCUCCACCUUGGAGGAGAUUCGAUUUCGGCAAUGCAGGUCAUGUCAACCUGCCGAUCUCAUGGACUUGGAGUGACUGUAAAGGACAUCAUCCAAAGCAAAUCCGUUUCUGACUUAGCGCUACUAGUCAAACUCCCUGAAGAGGUCGUACAACAAGUUGAGGAAGUUGACAAGCCUUUCGACCUGUCCCCUAUUCAACGAUUAUUCUUUGAAUGUGUCGGUGACAAGAAUUGUCAUUUCAGUCAGAGCAUGCUAGUCCGCUUGACCAGACCCACGAGUGCCGAAAGAGUUUCUGCGGCUCUGAGCUCCUUGGUUACAGCUCACUCGAUGCUCCGGGCUCGUUUUCAAAGAAAUGAUGCAGGCAUAUGGCAACAACAAGUCAUUGAUCUCCCUGGAUCCUAUCUCUUCCGAGUGCACAAACCGAACGAGAGUGAAAUUCCCAUUCUUUUACAGAACAGCCACAGCCUGCUCGACAUCUCCACUGGACCUGUCUUUAUCGCGGAUCUGUUCGAGACGAGUGGCUCUGAGGAACAGAUUCUUUCUCUCGUCGCCCACCAUCUCAUUAUCGAUGUCGUUUCGUGGAGGAUAAUUCUCCAGGAUCUCGAAGACCUUCUCUCAUGCGAUACGUCCACAUUGCAGACGCCUCUCCCUUUCCAGACUUGGUCUCGUCUUCAAGCUGAGCAGGCACAGAGUAACCAUCACGCAGUCAUUGGCUUACUAGAAGACGUCCCGGCUGCUAACUUUGAGUACUGGGACAUGGGCGAUAGGAAAAACCUGUCAGGUGACGUUAUCGAGAAUGGAUUUGACCUGGAUGCCAAUUCAUCUUUGGCCCUCCUCGCAAGAUGUCACGAAUCAAUGCAAACAGAGGCCAUUGACGUGUUUCUGGCAACUCUGCUUCAUUCAUUCAACAAAGUCUUCUCUGAUUGCUCUGCUGUCCCAGCAAUUUACAACGAAGGCCAUGGUCGCGAACCGUGGGAGGGCUUAAAGCUUGACUUAUCGCGAACUGUGGGGUGGUUCACUACCAUGUGUCCCGUUUUCCUGCCAACCAAUAUCGACGGAGAAUCCGAUCUGAUGAACACCAUUCGCUGGGUCAAAGAUCUGAGACGUCGAGUUCCUGAUAAAGGACGACCAUAUUUCGCCCGUCGCCUCCUCACCGACGACGGGAAUCAGCGAUUUUCAAAGCAUUGGCCUAUGGAAAUAACGUUCAAUUACUUAGGGAAAUUGCAACAACUUGAGCGGAAAGAAGCUCUUUUCCAGCCAGUGGAAGCAAUUACCAAUACUGAGUUCGAUAUCGGCAAAGAUGUGCCACGCUUUGCAUUGUUCGAGAUAUCCGCAUCCGUGACAAAUGGAGUCAUCAGGAUGUCUUUCUCGUACAAUAAAAACAUGAAGAGACAAGCCAAGAUCCGGCGGUGGAUCAUGGAAUGCGAGCGGUCACUACAAGAUGCUAUCAAGCGUUUGGUACAAAUGAAGCCAGAACAAACACUCUGUAACUUUCCCCGCCUUCCAUUAGUGUACAACGGCAUCUCGAAGUUGAUGGAGAAGUUACCUCUACUCGGCGUCCGGUCUCUCGCAGAAGUCGAGGACGUUUAUCCUUCGUCUCCGAUACAACAAGGCAUGCUACUUGCACAGCUCAAGAACCCCGAGCUGUAUGCUUACUGCUCUAUUUUUGAGGCUCGUGCCAAUGACGGGCUGGGCAUUGAUGCUCGGCAUCUUGCAGAAGCUUGGCAAGCUGUCAUCGACCAACAUUCCAUUCUCAGAACAAUAUUUGUGGAGAGUGUAUGCCAAGAAGGUUCGAAUGACCAAGUUGUAUUGAAGGAUAUGACUGCCAGAGUCGCCUGGCUUGAGUGCUCGCAUUCCGAAUUAUUGAACGUUUUCAAGAAGCAGUCGCCUGUCAAUUUCCAAGACAAGCACCCACCGCACAGGCUUAGUCUUUGCAAGACAGAAAGGGGUCUAUUCUGCAAGCUCGAAAUCAGUCACGCAAUAUGUGAUGGGACUUCAGUCCCGAUUUUACUCCGGGACCUUUCUACAAGCUAUAGAAAUCUCGUGUCCGCUGCUGGAGCGACAGGUCUGCACUCGAAAAUUGGAAAGGGAAGCGCGACCACAAAGCCAAAGUACAGCGAUUAUAUCUCGUACAUCCAGAACAGAUCACAGGAUGACGAUAUGAACUACUGGAAAGCUUACUUGAAUGGCAUUGAGCCCUGUCACGUCACUCCCCUCAACGAUGGAAUCGAGAUCCCCCGGGAACUGAGAUCUCGCGUUUUGUCCUUCAGGAACACCUCGGGACUGAAAGCAUUUUGCAGCCAGAACGGCGUCACACUAUCGAAUGCGUUACAGCUCGCUUGGGGGCUCAUGCUUCGAAUUUACACUGGUGCAGACGAAGUUUGCUUUGGCUACCUCUCUUCUGGAAGAGAUGCUCCGAUCUCAGGCAUUCAAGAGGAAGCACUUGGAGCUUUUAUCAACAUGUUGACAUGCAGGCUGAACCUAAGCAGCUCAACGCGAUUGCAACACGCUAUCCAGACUGUGCAGACGGACUUCAUCAACGGGAUGAGCCAUCAGGGCGUUUCCCUCGCAUCAAUUCAACACGAGCUGCAGCUGUCCAGCACCUCGCUCUUCAACACUGCUUUUACUUUCCAGAAACGCUCAAGUAAACAGCAUGCAUCAAAUUCGAGUAUAACUUUCGACGUGAUCGAAGCUCAUGAUCCGAGCGAGUACGAUAUCACCGUCAAUGUGGAAGCCUUUGAGUCGGAGGUUGAGGUACAUUUCGGAUAUUGGACUACGACCCUGUCGGAGUCCCAAGCAGAAAACAUGGCGUACACUUUUGAGCACGUUCUAAAUGAGAUGGUAUCUCAGGACGACGGCGAUCGAAGAAUUUCGGACCUGCAAUUGAUAAGUGAUCAUGGCCACCAACAAAUCAUGAAAUGGAACGCAUCACUUCCUGUCAGCGUACAGAAGUGUGUGCACCAUAUGAUCUGCGACCAAGUCUCGGACCGACCCGCUUCAACUGACGCCAUUUGUGCCUGGGACCGGAAUUUCACAUAUACCGAGCUAGAUAUGCUUUCAACACAGUUGGCACUUCAUCUUAUUGAGGUUGGUGUUGAGACGAACAGCUUUGUCCCAUUGUGCUUCGAGAAGUCGGCUUGGAACAUCGUAGCAAUGACUGCUGUGCUGAAGGCAGGGGCUGCAUUUGUCCCCCUUGACUUUACUCAUCCCGAAGCCCGCUUGAAGGGUUUCAUCGACGACGUGCAGAGUGAAAUAGUCCUAUGCUCGGCUCAGAAUUUUGAAAAGAUCUCGAACGUCGCCAAACGUGCUCUGUCGGUGGACCCGCAAUUCAUCAAAACUCUCAACUACAAGACCUCGGCAGCGAUUCUGCCAAUUGUUUCCGUAGACGACCCUACAUACAUCAUCUUCACCUCUGGCACAACUGGGCGACCCAAAGGUACAAUCAUUGAGCAUGCAGCCUUCUGUACCAGUGCGGUUGAACAUGCUAAGGCCAUGCGAAUGGGACCAGGCUCUCGCGUCUUCCAAUUCGCAAGUCACACAUUCGACGCAAGUGUCAUGGAAAUCCUCAGCGCUCUCAUAGUGGGCGCCACAGUGUGCAUCCCGAGCGAGCAAGAUCGCAUGAACGAUAUCCCAGGUUCUAUCAGACGCAUGGGUGUGACUUGGACCCUUCUGACUCCAUCUGUGGCAAGCACACUAUCGCCCAAGAGUGUUCCGUGUCUUAAAACGCUCGUUACUGGCGGUGAAAAGAUGUCAUUAGAUCAUAUUGCUAAAUGGAAAGGUCAAUGCUCUCUUAUAAACGCAUAUGGCCCUACCGAGACGAGUGUUAUUGCAAGCACCAGCACCAAGGUGGAUCACUAUGGCCACGACUUAAACUCGGACCCAUCAAACAUUGGGCGCGGAGUGGGAGCUCGUGUAUGGAUUGUCGAUCCUGGUAACUAUAACCGGCUGGUUCCAGUCGGUGGGAUCGGUGAGCUAGUUGUGGAAGGUCGAACGGUCGCUCGUGGCUACUUGAACAACCCGGAGAAGACUGCGGAAGUAUUCAUCUCAGAUCCCACUUGGCUGAAUGGUAUUGAACCACGACAACGGGUCUAUAGAACUGGUGAUCUCGUACGCUACAACUCUGACGGAAGUCUAUGCUUUUUGAGCCGCAAGGACACCCAGAUCAAGCUAAACGGGCAGCGUAUCGAGUUGGGAGAAAUAGAGCAAAACGUGCAGACUUGCUUGCCAGACACUGUGCAGUCUGUCGUUGAACUCGUUUCCCCCAUGAACCGAACAUCGACCAAGGCACUAGCAGUGUUCUUCACUGUAGAUGCCAACGAUCUCCGUUCAGAGUCAAACAUCGAUGAAAUCCUCCUUCCAAUGGCAAAUGCAGCAAGAAAUGUUGCAAAAAGCUUGGAUUCAUCGUUAGCUGCGGUCUUACCAGCAUAUAUGUGCCCAUCUUUCUACAUCCCCGUCACCAAACUCCCAUGGACAAGUUCUGGCAAGAUGGAUCGAAACAGGCUCAAAGCUAUCGUCGCCAAUCUCCCCAAAGAGAUGGCUGCGCCUUACAGACUCCAAAGCUCCGAAUCAAAAAUCCCCAAAGCCCCUGCGACAGCAAUCGAAAAGUCCCUCCAGGCUCUGUGGGAAUCCGUCCUCAAUGUAUCACCUCCAGGAUCCGUUGGCACCGAUGAUAGCUUCUUCCGGCUUGGUGGUGACUCGGUAACAGCCAUGCGACUUGUCGGAGCUGCUCGCUCCCAGGGAAUAUCUCUCACUGUCAUCGAUAUCUUUCGAAAUCCUCGACUCUGUGAUAUGGCGCAGGUGUGCGGAACCCUUGUUGUCGAAGAGGAGCAGCAGCUGCUACCUUUCUCCCUACUUUCCACUGAUGAAUCAGCUGAGACUAUCAUCAAUGAGGUGGCAAGUCAGUGCAACGUCGACAAGGAUUCUGUUUUGGAUGUUUACCCGUGUAGUCUGCUCCAAGAAGGGCUUUUGACACUCUCGAUCAAGCAAUCUGGCGCAUAUGUUGCCAAGAAUAUCUUCAAAUUACCAGCAGACAUCGAUAUCGGGAGAUUCAAGACCGUGUGGGAUCAGAUAAUUGAAGAGAUUGAUAUUUUGCGGACACGUAUCGUUCACAUGAAGUCUGGCAUCUUUCUACAGGCCUUAAUUGAACACAAUCCGGUCCACUGGUAUUCGGCAGAAAACCUAGAAAAUGUCGAUCUGAAUGAAGUCAAUAUUCCAACAACAAAUGGAGGCUGUCUCACUCGCUACACUAUUGUCUCGGACAAUCAAUCUGGGGAUUGCUACUUUGUGUGGCACAUCCAUCAUGCACUUUACGAUGGCUGGUCUCUCCCCAUGGUAUUGGAGAGGGUCGAAACUGCUUACCUGGAUUCUUCGGCUCGAUUCUCUAGAGGUUCAUAUUCACUGUUCAUCAAAUACCUCUGUGAAAUAGACGGAGAAGCCUCGGAUGAAUUCUGGAAGGCUAGACUUUUGGAAUGUUCACCCUUGCAAUUUCCCCAAGAUCAACAUGUAGCGACUGACAAGGCUCGGAACAAUCAAAUGUUGACUCACAGCACACCAAUAUCAAGAAAUACUGCUAGCAUGGGAAUAACUGUGCCCACUAUCAUUCGCGCUGCAUGGUCAUUGGUGGUGGCAGCGUAUUCCGGGUCGAACGAUGUGGUUUUCGGCGAAAUUUUUGCUGGACGUGAUAUUGCCGUUCAAGGCAUAACCGAUAUCAUUGGUCCCACAAUCACGACUGUCCCGACAAGAAUUGCAGUUGAUCGCAAACUUUCUAUGACGGGAUUUCUGCAGGGUAUCCAGAAAUUGGCGACCGACAUCAUCCCAUACCAGCAUGCCGGACUUCAGCGAAUCAAGCGAAUCAAUCGUGAUACGGAGGUUGCAUGCGAGUUCCGCAAUCUUCUCGUAAUUCAAACAGCAGAGGAAGAGAUUGAAAAGGGGCUUUGGGACCUCCAAGGAACAGGUGUUGCUUCGAACUUCUUCACAUAUCCUCUUGUCCUUGAGUGCAAAGGUGGAUCGGACAAGAUCGACAUAUUGGCUCACUAUGAUGAUGCUGUUUUGCCAAAGUGGCAGGUGCAGAGAAUUUUGUACCAACUGGACUUUGUGCUACAGCAGCUUAGCAACAUACCGAAGCUUGGAACCAGUGCGAAAAUGAACACUGUUGAGAUCGUUAGUCCCGAAGACAGGACUGCUAUAUCGUCAUGGAACUCUUACCAACCAGCAUUGGUAGACGCGUGUAUUCAUGAAGAGUUUGAAGAGAUGGCAUUGUCACAACCGGAUGCGCAAGCUGUAUGUGCCUGGGACGGGAAUCUGACAUAUGAAGAACUUCAAGGUUAUGCUGCACGCCUUGCACAUUAUCUCGCCUCGCUCGGUAUAGGACCGGAGGUGUUCGUACCUAUCUGCUUGGACAAGUCAGUUUGGGCUGUAGUAACAAUUCUUGGAAUUUUGAUGUCCGGCGGAGCUUAUGUGCCUCUGGACCCUACCGCACCGACUGCUCGACAUCAAGAAAUGAUCAAGGAUGUCAACGCGAAGUAUCUUAUUUGCUCACCAAACCAUGCAAACCGAUUUGCAGCUUCGAGCAUCAAUCUCAUUUCUAUCGAGGAGACACUAAAAGGGAGUCUGUCCUCACCCCUGAGCCCUGCCUUGGACUGCAGCCGAGCCAAGAGUCACAACGCUGCUUAUGCCAUCUUCACAUCUGGAAGCACAGGUCGCCCGAAAGGCACAGUAGUAGAGCACAAAGCUAUAUCAACAAGCUCUGUAGCCAUGAAAAAGGUGUUGCUGAUGAAGCCUGAGUCCCGAGUGUUCCAGUUCGCGUCGUUCACGUUCGACGUUAGCGUACUGGAAACGCUGACAGCCUUGAGUUGCGGCGCUUGUAUUUGCAUGCCUUCUGAAGACAUGAGAACCAGGAAUGUAGGAGAAGCAAUCAAUACACUCCAAGCAACGUGGGCUUUCCUCACUCCGUCCGUUGCUAACAUCAUCGACCCAACUUCCGUCCCAGCAUUGGAUGUCCUUGUUUGCGGUGGCGAAGCAAUGUCGAUUGAAAAUGUUACCAAGUGGGCAUCGAAGGUCACACUUGUUAAUGGGUAUGGGCCGACAGAAGCAUCAGUAAUAGCUGUGGGCAACCCCAAUGUCAGCGAAGUUCGGGACCCAUCCAACAUCGGACACGCGCUUCCGAGCGGACAUGCGUGGGUUGUAGACCCUGGGGAUCAUAAUUCUAUCUCACCUGUGGGAUGCGUCGGGGAACUCUUGCUCGAUGGACCAUUACUUGCCCGCGAGUACAUCAACAACCCAACGAAGACAACAGAAGCGUUCAUUGAGUGUCCACCAUGGUUUGAAAAAUUUGCACUCACCUCCUCAGUGUCUUCAGCUUCUACUCGCCGAAUGUACAAGACAGGCGAUCUGGUCAGAUACAACGAAGACGGAUCGUUGCAUUUCAUUGGAAGGAAGGACAACCAAGUCAAAUUGAAUGGUCAGCGCCUUGAACUGGGGGAGAUAGAGCACUCCCUAGAUAAGGAUUCGAGUAUUCAACACGCGCUUGUAGCGCUACCCCAAACAGGGCCAUUUCGAAAACGUCUCGUGGCUGUGAUCUCCUUGACAGCCCUGACAGGAACAACAAUUACGAAGGGUUCCUGUGAACUAAUUCAAAACGGACCUGAGGGUGCCGCUGCUCGGGCUCAAGUUACUGGGAUUCGCAACCGUUUGUCUGAGAUCUUGCCUGCAUACAUGGUACCGUCAUCUUGGCUCGUAGUUGAGUCGGUUCCCCUUCUACCUUCGGGGAAACUAGAUCGUCGCAACGUUGAUUUUUGGCUUCACAGCAUUGAUGACAAAACUUAUGAACGUAUCCUGGAAGCUGAGGAUGAAGAAGAUAGUUCGAUUCCUGCGACAGAGACAACCUUGCUACUCCAAAGGAUCUUCUCCCGCGUCCUCAAUUUACCACUCCAGAGAACGAGGUUGGGCCAAUCGUUUUUGAGUCUUGGUGGUGACUCCAUCAGCGCAAUGCAAGUUAUGGCAUUAUGCAGGAGAGAAAAGCUGAACUUUUCACUUUCUGAUGUUUUGAGAAGCAAGUCAAUACAUCAGCUAGCAUCGAUAGCCAGCUAUGAGGAUGAGGUUCAGUACCAAGACGAGGUUCUUGGCCAGGUCUUUGAUCUAUCACCCAUUCAGCAGCUCUACUUUGAUUCCCAGAUUGGCAAUACCUUCGACGGAGCAGGUCGCUUCAACCAAAGCUUCUCAUUGAAGAUCACGAGGCAUGUUGAGCCUCAGGAGCUCAGGACUGCACUUCGACGAAUCGUCGAUCAGCAUUCCAUGCUUCGAUCCCGUUUUGUGCAAGGACCGAAUGGGUCAUGGCAGCAAAUACUGCAAUCAGAAAGCGAGUUUUCAAUCGAUUUCCAGAUCCAUGAUAUUGAAGACACUCGUCGGAUCACGUCACUAGUCGAAAAAGCUCACUCAAGUCUCAACAUCUCCCGCGGGCCUGUUUUCACGGCACACCUUUUCAAUAUCGCGGACUCACCGCAGAUGAUUUUCCUCGCAGCUCACCAUUUAGUGAUUGAUAUGGUCUCCUGGAGAAUCAUUUUGCAAGAUCUGGAAGAACUGCUCACCACCAGAUCAAUUCUUUCCGACAAGCCUCUUUCAUUCCAAGUUUGGUCCUCCAUGCAGUUCGACCAUGCGCUGAAGGCCAGUGCGAAGCCGAAUGCAGGAGCGUUGCCAUUCGAAGUUCCUUCAGUCGACAUGUCAUACUGGGGUAUCGAGAAAGGAGCCAAUACAUACGGCGACGUCAUCUCAGAGGCUUUCACCUUGAGCACUGAGGUUUCAGGUAUGCUACUUGAUGAAAGCAAUAGAGCUCUUCGGACUGAACCAGUUGAGUUAUUCAUGGCGGCUAUCAGUCAUUCCUUUGCCCGUGUUUUUGUAGAUAGAAACCCUCCAGCGAUAUUUAACGAGGGACAUGGGCGUGAGCCUUGGGAUACAAGCAUUGAUAUAUCGAGAACAGUAGGAUGGUUUACCACCAUAUUUCCAGUCUAUACGGCAAUCGAUACAAACGAAGAUGAUGUAGCAGAUACAGUACGAAGAAUGAAAGACGCCCGGCGGAGUGUACCAAGCAAUGGUCGAGAAUAUUUCACACAUCAAUAUCUUCAAAUGGCAAACAAAUCGUAUACCAAGGAUUGUGGUGUUAACAUGGAGAUAAUAUUCAAUUACUUGGGCAAAAUGCAGCAGCUGGAGCACGACGACUCCCUACUUGAGCAAUGGGAGCAUCCGGAAGACGAAGAGACUUCUAAGACGAUAGCAGAUGUCGGACCUCACGCGAACCGAUUCGCUCUGUUCGAAAUCUCCGCCGCUGUCGUGCGCGACAAGAUCCAAUUCUCGUUUCUCUUCAAUCGUAAUAUUCGGCAUCAACAAUCUAUCCGAAGAUGGAUUUCCGAAUGUCAAGAAACACUCCAGGAAAUCGCAGAACAUUUGGCUGAACUCACUGGGCCACCCUCUUUUACCCUUAGCGACUUUCCGCUUCUGCCAAUCUCAUAUGAGGGCCUCCAGAAGAUAAUCACUCGAUCACUUCCGCAAGUCGGUAUCAAUCAAGAUGAAGUCGAAGACAUAUAUCCCUGUGCACCACUACAAGAAGGAUUGUUAAUUAGCCAGCUCAAGAACCCCAGUUUAUACCACUUCCAUGCUGUUUUUGAGGUUCAUCCGGCUCAAGAUGGAGUACCAGUCGACGGAGAUCGACUGGCAAAAGCAUGGCAAAGAGUCGUCGAUCGACAUGCUGCUCUCCGAUCCGUCUUUGCAGACAGUGUUUACAAAGGCGAUAUUUUCAAUCAGAUCGUGGUCAAGAAUGUUGACAGCGGCGUGAUGGUUAUUCGAAGUGACGAAGAGGAUGCGCUGGAUACACUCAGCACAAUGUCAAUCCUGGAUGCAAAUUACACCAAACAACCUCGACUGCCACAUCAAGCAACAAUUUGUCAAACCACAAGCAACAAGGUCUACUUCAAGGCCGAAGUCAACCACGCAGUCAUUGAUGGAUCUUCUGCAAACAUCAUGUUGAAAGAUCUGGCCGCUGCUUAUCACGGUCGCCUUCCUGAAGGUCUUGGACCUCUCUACUCUGACUAUGUAGCAUACAUCAAAAGUCUACCUGCCGGUGCGAGCAUCAAGUUUUGGAAAACGUACCUCGCUGGAUCGAAAGCAUGUAACUUCCCAGUGCUCAACAAGGACUUUGCUGGCACCAGGGCCUUGGGAUCAGUUGCGAUGGACUUCAACAGAUUCCCUGAGUUACAGGAGAUGUGCAAAAAGAUGAGCCUUACACUCGCAAAUGUCAUGCAAGCGGCCUGGGCAUUUUGCUUACGACAUUACACAAAAUCCGAAGAUAUCUGCUUCGGGUAUCUAACAAGCGGUCGUGACGUGCCUGUGAAAGGGGUGCAAAGCACAAUCGGCGCCUUUAUCAACAUGUUGGUGUGCAGAGUCAAAUUUCAACCUCAGUCAACUAUCAAAGAGAUCUUCAACAAAGUUCAGAAUGACUACCUCCAGAGUCUUGAGCAUCAGCAUUGCUCGCUGGCACAGGUCCAACAUGAUCUCAUGGGCGGAAAAGCAUUGUUUAACACAGCUGUUUCUAUACAAAGUGACGGGCCAUCAGAUGGACAUGAGACAACAUCGAUAUCUUUCGAUCCUGUUGCGGCACACGAUCCUAGCGAGUAUGCGGCGACACUGAACAUCCGAACCCUACGAGGCGACGAGGGUGUCGUGAUUAGAUACUGGACAGAUGUUAUGGCGCCAGAGCAGGCAAAAGAGCUUUGUGAUAUGCUAGCUCGCGUCAUGGAGACUUUUAUCAACAAGCCACAUCAGCUCGUCGAGGAGCUUGAUCUCACCAAGAAAGCUUCGGAACCUAUCAUCAUUGAACCGCCUCCCCCACAAAAUGUUAAUGACCAACCACAACUUGUUGCUUCCGAGGCGCAGCUAAGAACGAUUGUUUCUGAAUACGUGCGCGAGAUCAUGGAGCAGAUGCUCAAGACAGGAGCCUUGGUGAAUAAUGAUCAACAAAGCAUGGGCAGUACGAUCAGCAAUACUGUCAACAACACAAUGCACAUCGCGACCCAGCAAACAAUCCAGCCCAUGAUCGACUACUCGCAACUCACCAUGGCACCUCUCAGACCGCAGUUCAACAGGACCAGAUCAACGAGUACGAUAGAGUCCAUCAUGCAGCUUGGUGGGAUCGAACAAAAGCUACUCUCUGUCUGGAGUGAGCUGCUUGAGAUUUCCAAAGACACGAUCAAGAAAGAUGAUUCAUUUUUCUCUCUUGGCGGCGAUAGUAUCAUUGCAAUGCAAAUGGUUGGGAUGGCUCGCGAUGAAGACCUUGCUUUGACAGUCGCGAAUGUAUUCAGGCAUCCAACAUUUGCCGAUAUGGCUGCUGUCAUUCGUAUGGCAGAAGAAGCGCAGACACCACAAGGCAUCAGCGAUCCGAAGGAGUAUUUUGAAGCUCGAGAAGCACGAUCCCAGGCGAUUCAGAACGCGCUAUAUCAACGAUACUCACUCAUCGAAACCGCUGACGUGGAUGCUUUCCUUCAAGACAAUAUCUGUCCCAAAGUCAGAGCUUUCCGCGGCGGGAUCAUGGAUGUCUUCCCUGUUACCGACUUUCAAGCUUUAGCUGUCACGGGGACACUUAUGGAGUCCAAAUGGAUGCUCAACUACUUCUACCUUGAAGGCGACGGGGCCCUUGAUCUGAAGCGUCUGAAGCGUAGUAUAUCUCGAGUCGUGGAUUCUUUCGAAAUUCUCAGGACAGUCUUCGUCCCUCAUGGCAAUCGGUUCUUCCAGGCCGUCAUGAGAAAAGUUCAACCAAGUUUCUCUGUGUACGAAACCAGCGACCUGGCGCUGUUCACGUCGGAACUUCAGCAGAAGGAUCGCAAAGACGGGCCGCAGCUUGGAGAGUCCUACCUCCAAUUCACAGUUGCGAAGGAAAUUGGAAGCCGGAAACACAGGAUCAUCAUGCGCAUGUCGCAUGCUCAAUAUGACGGAGUUUGUUUCCCGGCGAUCUUGGCUGCUAUUCAGGCUGGCUACAAAGGCCAUCCUCUCCCUGCAACACCUGCAUUCUCAACCUACGUUCGGGAUGCAGCAAGAAAUACCACAGAUGACCAUUAUCUAUAUUGGAAGAAUCUUCUCAAGGGUUCUUCGAUGACUGAAGUUGUCCAUCGAAGCGGGCCAAAUUACAGUCGUGGAAUGGAUGCUCCAACAACUUUGAAGCGGGUCAUUCGUAUCUCCUCUCUAGCGUCGAAGAAUAUCACACCAGCAACCGUCAUCAAAGCAGCUUGGUCUGUCACAUUGGCUAAAUGGGCAGCGAAUUCAGAUAUCAUCUUUGGAAAUGUGAUCAGUGGACGCAAUGCAGCCGUAGUUGGAGUCGAAAGCAUCAUCGGUCCAUGCGUAAACCUGAUCCCAGUGAGAGUCACUUUCCAAGCUGGGUGGACCGUAUAUGAUCUCCUCCGCAGCAUUCAAGAUCAACAAGUGGCAGCCAUGCCUUAUGAAUCUCUUGGUUUCCGAGAGAUCAUCAAGAACUGCUCGUCUUGGCCCGACUGGACGAACUUCUCCACCGUUUGCCAACACCAAAACAUCCAACAGCAAACAGACGUCCAGCUCGGCGAUAUUCAGUACAAACUUGGCGCUAUAGGAUCGCAGGAAGACUUCGCAGACUUGACUGUCUUCUCUACUCCUAAGAGCGAUGCUGAGAUCGAGAUUAGCUUGAUAUUCACCAAGAAUAGCGGCGUCUCUCAUGCCUUCGCAGAAAGCAUGUUCGAAGUCCUCUGUGAGACAUCCAUGAAUUUCUCAGACAACCCUGAGGCAAUCCUGCCAAGUCCAACCGAGCUCUCUUCCCUUCCUGCUCAGACACUGGAAGAGGAAGCAAAACUUAAUGACCUCACGCUCGCAGCAAGUCUGAAAACCCUCAGCAGACAAGACCUCAUUCACUACUCGCAACUCUUAAAGCGAGUCUGGACGCGCAUUCUAUCCGACAAGAAAACACCUUCACCUGCUCUCGAUCUUGAAACAUCUUUCUACGAGAUGGGUGGUGAUAUCAUUGGGCUUGCGCAGGUCGCUUCUUUAUUGGAACAGGAAGGUAUGAAGUUACGGGUUGAAGAUCUGGUGGAUCACCCGGUAAUGGUAGAACAAUUGGCGCUGUUGGUGGCGUACAAGAAGGAGCAGAUGGCGAGAGAUCUGGAAGAUAUUGCUGUGACGGUACCUCAGAGCCAGCAGGAGCAGGGUCCAAAGAAAGGGAUCAAGAAGUUGCUGGGGAAGUCUGUGGGAUUGGCGAGGAAGAUGCGAGUUGGGAGAUCAAAAGGGGAGGCCGAAAGGGCUGAAUGAAUAAAAGGAGGAUUUCUUGUAUUAUACUGGAAGGAGUUUGGGUACAUGUUUCUAUAUUCCUGGCGAGUCUUCUUGUAUACCUUGAGGCAACCUCGAACUGCCAAGCUGUCUUUUGUUUACUUUUCAUUUGUUUUUGUUAGUUAUUUUUCUUUAUAUAAACAAAUGCUAUAGUAUUUUUAUGAUUGAG
This is a messenger RNA of Cadophora gregata, 23538 nucleotides long. RefSeq lists its product as uncharacterized. Bases 177 to 23351 code for a protein of 7724 amino acids. NCBI's taxonomy places the organism in Eukaryota, Fungi, Ascomycota, Leotiomycetes, Helotiales, Ploettnerulaceae. The record is from RefSeq and is a predicted model, not a curated record. The transcript is spliced from 6 exons. Gene Ontology annotation, molecular function: phosphopantetheine binding; catalytic activity.